This is a messenger RNA of Heterostelium album PN500, 543 nucleotides long. RefSeq lists its product as uncharacterized. Bases 1 to 543 code for a protein of 180 amino acids. The transcript is spliced from 2 exons. The record is from RefSeq and is a predicted model, not a curated record. Lineage: Eukaryota; Evosea; Eumycetozoa; Acytosteliales; Acytosteliaceae.
AUGGCAAGAUGGAAGUUGGUCGAACAACAACAAGAGAUUCGUUUGGAUUCCUAUGUGACAGACGAUGCCAACGCAUCGAAAAAGAGAAAGGCAGACGAUCUUGCAGAUUACUCGCUCGACAAGCUGGUUUCUGGUUACGUCAAUGAAGUCGGUUCGAUCAAUCAAGUGCAGAACUUCAAAGAUAUGUUGGCAAGACGUGAUAUCGAUCUGGUAGACAAAGCGAUAUCAUUAAUGAAACAACGUAUUGUCCAACUGGUAAACGAUUCACUCAAAGAUCAAUUCUAUCAGAAGGCAUUGGAGUGUGUCGUUGAACUUCGUCGUGGAUCUAUCAAAGAAUCAGAAUCACUGAAUCGUGAUGACUUUUGGCAACUUAUCGUUACAAAUCAGAUCGGAUUGAUCACCAACGAUGAAAGUGAUGACAGUGAAAUCACUGAAAAAGAAUCAAAAGAAUUCCUCGGUUCUAAACGCAAGACCAUUGCAAUCAACAACAAUCAACCAUCGAAAUCUGAUUCUGUUGAUGAUCUUUUCGAUCAAAUCGAAUAA